AUGAUACUAUCUGAACUGGUACAGUUGUUCGAUCGAUCGUCGACUACAUUGACGGAAACCGAACAAGGAGCGUUGCUCAGUCGCAUCGAGCUGGCUAAAAACAAAGUGUUCAAUGAAUCUUUCUGGGCAACGAACGUCGACGUUGCUGGCAUUUUCCAAGACAUGGGAGGUUCUAUAAAACCCAUGCCGCAAGGCAUUCUUCUCCGUGCCAUUCCUGACGAGCAUGGCGGCGGCCGUUGUUAUCCUUUGGUCUACGCCAUGUCUGUGGCGCUGGCAUCGUCAGAAUUCGCCAUUGACCAGCUUUGCGCCAAGCUGGGUGCCCUCUGCCCCAGCAAAGAAUCCGACAUGGAGAGUGCGGCGAUGUUCAAACGAUCUUUGGAGGAUCUUCACACUAGCUACCUGGCGACAGAGGUGUCAAAACCAAUUCGCCACAUGAAAUUUGAGGACGCCAUCGGCAUACUCAUGAAUAGCACCGACAACACCAUGAUAGCAAUGCACACAGAGGUACAUUCCAUGUUGCUGGGUGUGACAAGGAAGGGCAAUUCAACCGGGUGGUAUUCUACGAUCCAAACUUCACUGUGGCCACAUUCACGUCGGGCAACGCACUGCUUGAAGUGUUACACGGAUGUCACGUUGCCAUAA
Metarhizium robertsii ARSEF 23 is the source of this 642-nucleotide messenger RNA. RefSeq names its product Mediator of RNA polymerase II transcription subunit 5. The coding region runs from base 1 to 642 and encodes 213 amino acids. The record is from RefSeq and is a predicted model, not a curated record. NCBI's taxonomy places the organism in Eukaryota, Fungi, Ascomycota, Sordariomycetes, Hypocreales, Clavicipitaceae. The transcript has a single exon.